UACAGAAACCACUUCUACUAGCACAAGUACUUCAACAACUACAACAUCAACCACUACGACGACGCCGACGACUACAACAACACCAACAACUACGACAACCACAAAACCUCCGACGAAAGAGGAGCUUAUUCUUGGAACUUGUGACACUUCAUUUGAAAGAGACACUACUUUAAUUGAUACUGCUGGAACUCUUAAAGAUCCUGAGAAGUAUGGGUUUUGGGUUCAAUCGUGUGGUCAGCAGUUUCUCUUUGGAAAAUCUUUGGCGACAUGGAGGGACAAUUUCAUAAGAUGCUACAAACUUGGAAUGGAGCCUCUGACUUUUGAAGAUGCAUCAAAACUCGACUGUUUCACAAAAUUAGUUUCCAAAUGGAAAUAUAGCUCCAGUUACUGGACAUCUGGAUUACGAGUGAAUGAAAGCGACUUUUCGUGGUGCACCAAAAACGGGUCGUUUACGGUUGAGAAAGGAAAAAUACCGUGGGCGGCAGGACAGCCUCAAAAUUUCAACAACAGUGAAAAUUGUCUGCACCUCAACGUGUCGAAAGCGAACGCAAAUUACACUUUCUCGGACAGAACUUGCACCGAUCCGCAAAUAUUCGCGUGUCAAGGACGACCAACUCCGGCCCCAACGUGCUCAAGCCCCGUCUGCCCAAAUGUUACAUGUGCAAAAAAUAUGCUUCUAUAUUCCACUUCAGGAAAAUUGCAAUAUUUAACAAAUCCAAGUUUGCACGGAAGUUGGUUCACUUAUAAUGGACGGUCUUAUCUAUUCAGUUUUCCAAAUAAAACCACAACUUAUAUUGGAGCGAUGAAGGCGUGUUGCGAAAUUGGAAUGACUUUGUUGAGUUUAGAGUACGACUACAAAUACAAAUCAGUCAUACAGGCGAUUAAAGAAAAUGCGUCGUCGAGUGACUUUUACUGGACGUCGGGCAGCGAUCAGGGCUGCGAAUCGAAUUACGGUUAUUGCACGGCGAAGAGAACUUUGCGGCAAGAGGCCAUUUGGGCUCCAAAUCAACCGGACAACGCCGACGGAAAUGAAAGUUCCGUCGUUGUUUUUAUCGACUCCGCAAAAGCCCAGCUAUUUGAUUACAACGAGGACUCAAAAAUCAGAUACAUUUGUGAAGCUCGGGACACUUCAAAAUCAAGUUCAGGUGGCACUGCAGUUAGAGACGAGUGUGCUGCAAUUUACAAUGUUAACCAGACUGAAAUAGAUGGAAUUUUGAACCCCAGCAUUAAAAAAGACACAAGGAUAAGGUGCUUUGUUAGAUGUAUUGGCGAAAACUCUGGAUUGAUGGUGAACGGAAAAUUUUUGGAGAAUGAGGUUUUGGCCGCUUUGGAGAAAAUAUCUGCAGGAAAUGUGGACGAACUGCAAAAGUCGAUGGGAAUAAUGGACGAGUGCGGCAAUUCGACAUCUGGAAUGGACGAGUGCGACAAAGCGGCGCAAAUGAUAAAAUGCAGCAGCGAGAAAGCGCCUGAGGUUCUUAACGGAUUAAUUAUGUCCAUGGACCAAUCAAUGCCUAUUGAAACUGCUCCACUACCGCCUCAAGCAUUAUGUUACGAUCCAAAAGCCUGCGUCGUGAAUGCAACCUCUGCUGAUUCAGUGGCCAACUGUACGGGAAAUUGCACGAUUCCCACCGGCCACGUGCGAAGUAUUUGUGGCAAGAAGUACUUUAAUUAUCAAAAUGCUGUAAAUUUUCAACAAGCGUUUAACGUCUGCUGCUCGUACGGAAUGAAACUCGCGUCUAUCGAAACUGUGGACGAUAUUCAAUGCCUGGCCGGGAUUAGCACGCCGUACAGCGGCGGUUGGUGUUGGGUCGCUUUGAGCAGAAUCAACAGCACCAACCCUCGGUGGUGCACAUCAAACGCCUCAGUUUCUUUUUCAGGAUACGCUAGCGUGAAUAAUAGUCCCGAUGCUCAGUACGAUUCCUACGUGUUAAUCCCGGACGCGAAACAAAUUUCUAUAACUCGUGAAAUUUUGGGUUAUCGCCCAAUAUGUGUUGCGCCGUGAUUAAUUUGC
Neocloeon triangulifer is the source of this 2011-nucleotide messenger RNA. RefSeq lists its product as uncharacterized. NCBI's taxonomy places the organism in Eukaryota, Metazoa, Arthropoda, Insecta, Ephemeroptera, Baetidae. The record is from RefSeq and is a predicted model, not a curated record. Bases 305 to 2002 code for a protein of 565 amino acids. The transcript has 20 exons. Gene Ontology annotation, molecular function: odorant binding.